AUGGCUGUGCAGGGUGCAGGUCUUGGGGAAGAGGCUCCUUGGAAGAAGAUGUCUAAAGAGGAGCUGGAGAUUCAGUACAGCCCUAGUAGAUGGGUCGUCCGGCUGGGAGCGGAGGAGGCCCUGAGGACCUACUCACAGACGGGAACCCAGGCUACCACUCAGGCCCGGGCCACCCGGAGAAGCCUGCUGCACGUGCCCUAUGGUGAUGGAGACGGGGAGAAACUCGACAUCUACUUUCCUGAUGGAGUUUCGGAAGCCCCGAUCUUCUUUGUGUUUGUUCAUGGAGGAUACUGGCAGAGUGGGAGUAAAAACACAUCAGCCUUCAUGGUGGACCCUCUGACCACACAGGGCAUGGCUGUGGCGGUUGUGGGUUACGACAUUGCACCCAGAGGAACCCUGGACCUGAUGAUAGACCAGGUGACCCGGAGUGUUGCCUUUCUCCAGAAGCAGUAUCCUAGCAACCAGGGGAUUUACCUGUGUGGACACUCGGCGGGGGCCCACCUGGCCGCCAUGAUGCUCCUGACCAACUGGACCGAGCACAGAGUUGUACCCAACCUCAAAGGCUUGUUCCUGCUCAGCGGGAUCUACGACCUGGAGCCCAUCCUGCACACCUCCGAGAACGACGCUCUCCUCCUGACACUGGAGGAUGCUCAGAGGAACAGCCCACAGCUGCGUCUGCAGGCAGCCCGGGUGCCACCCGCAGCCGCCCUCCGCACGCUGGUGAUCGUGGGCCAGCACGACUCCCCUGAAUUCCAGCGGCAGUCCCGGGAGUUUCUCCAGGUGCUGUGCCGAGCAGGGUGGCAGGCCACGUUUGAAGAGCUCCCCGAUGUGGACCACUUUGAGAUAAUCGAGAAUCUAACCCAAAAGGAUUAUGUGCUCACCCAGAUUAUUCUUAGGACAGUAUUUCAGGAGUUCUGA
This is a messenger RNA of Orycteropus afer afer, 918 nucleotides long. It is a transcript of the gene AFMID, whose product is annotated as arylformamidase. Lineage: Eukaryota; Metazoa; Chordata; Mammalia; Tubulidentata; Orycteropodidae. Gene Ontology annotation, molecular function: arylformamidase activity. The record is from RefSeq and is a predicted model, not a curated record. The coding region runs from base 1 to 918 and encodes 305 amino acids. The transcript has 11 exons.